GGCCGGCCCCUGAGGGGCAGGGUUCGUGAGGGGAGGCGGGCCGGCCCCCCCCCGUCUCCUUCCUUCCCCGCCGGGCUGGCCUCGCCGGGUGCGAUGUUUUGCCGGAGCGCGGGCCGGGCCCUCCGGGCUCUGGUGCUGCUGCAGUUGCAGCCGCCCGCCCGGGCAGCGCCGCUCACGGCCCGGGGACCGGCCGCCUGCUACGGUACUUCAAUAACAUCUGCCAAAAUCCAAGUGAAUGGAGUCCACCUGCAUUAUCAGCAAACAGGAGAAGGAAGCCAUGCAGUUCUUUUGCUUCCAGGAAUGCUAGGGAGUGGUCAAACUGAUUUUGGACCGCAGCUUAAGUCUAUGAAUAAGCAACUUUUCACAGUUGUUGCUUGGGAUCCUCGGGGAUAUGGAAAGUCCAUUCCUCCAUCUCGAGACUUUCCUCCAGAUUUCUUUGAGAGGGAUGCAAAAGAUGCUGUGGAUCUUAUGCAGGCACUAAAGUUUAAGAAGUUCUCCUUGCUGGGGUGGAGUGAUGGUGGAAUUACAGCGCUCAUUGCUGCUGCAAGGUACCCAAAUCUCAUCCACAAGUUGGUUAUCUGGGGAGCAAAUGCCAGCGUUACUCAAGAGGAUGUGAGAAUUUACAAUGGUAUCCGAGAUGUUUCAAAAUGGAGUGAAAAGGUCAGGAAACCACUGGAAGAGCUGUAUGGACAUAAGUACUUUGCAGAAACCUGUGAGGCUUGGGUAGAUGGAAUAUCACGCUUUGCUGAAAAUUCACAUGGUAAUAUCUGCCAACAAUUGCUGCCAGAUAUUAAAUGUCCCACAUUUAUAAUUCAUGGUGAGAAAGACCCUUUAGUCCCACAAGCUCAUGCAGAAUAUAUUCAUAAGCACAUCAAAGGCUCUCGGUUACUUCUGAUGCCAGAAGGAAAGCAUAAUUUACACCUGCGUUUUGCAAAGGACUUCAACAGAGAAGUGGAAAAUUUUCUGCGAACAUGAACUGUAAAACAAAUCAGAGGUACUUAGCCAUUACCUUGUUUAGGAAUUUAGGUUGGCUUUUGUUUUUGAUGCAGUUAUGGGUAGGUUUAAGUCCUGUAAGAAAAAUAUCAAACAUAAUUGCAUGAGAAGCAUAUGUCUUAAGAAUAUAUAAGCCUCAGUGAUCAGAGCAUA
Oenanthe melanoleuca is the source of this 1146-nucleotide messenger RNA. It is a transcript of the gene BPHL, whose product is annotated as biphenyl hydrolase like. Lineage: Eukaryota; Metazoa; Chordata; Aves; Passeriformes; Muscicapidae. The transcript is spliced from 7 exons. The coding region runs from base 94 to 975 and encodes 293 amino acids. The record is from RefSeq and is a predicted model, not a curated record.